CGCACGGCAAUAGAAUUUAGAUUUGUUUGGUUUUAAUAAAAACAAUGCAGUGGGAACGUAUAUUAAAUAAAAAAAACGUAGUUAUGGAGGAAUUUAUAUCUGGCAAUUUGAGUCGCGAAGAGAUUUUACAUGUAUUUGAACAGCGCCACUUGCCACUGGAGGAUAUGAAUAAUUUAAGUCACUCAGAACUUGUGCGAGUUUACAAAACAUUUUGUUUGCCCCUAUCCCAAAGGCACACUGCCCAAAGACACAGAUAUGCGCACUCCCAACAGCGACAGAGAUAUGUAGGAGAAGCACCGGUGUCAGUAGACGAAACAAAAAACUAUGGAUUAAAUGCUAUGGACAUUGAUCUUCAACCAGCAAAUGAUGACCUGAUUGAACAUUUACACCUAACCAGUACCAUAGCCGAAAAGCGGCGACCGAGUUUUGAGAAUUUUAUAGAAGAUUAUCAAUACCUGAGUAGGGCUACAAAGCGAAUUAAGAUCUGCAUGUCUUGAUUUCAAAUUUAGUGAGUAUUUUCCCGUCCGAAAUUGUAUAGUAACCACCUUUUUAUAAGUUAAAUAUGUUUUAAGCAAGUAUUUUUAUAUUAAUUUUUCCACAUCUUUGCGAGAAAUGCAUAAGGGAUAAAGUUGGCAUUCUAAGAUUUGCCAAGAACCAAAUAACGGAACAUUUGGGUUGAAAUUAAAAUAUAAUUGUAUGAUGUAUUUAUGAGUUAGUUUGCCUAUAAACUUUUUUACAUGCUUAGAAUAACGUUCAAUGUGUUUAUGUAUCACCCAUGUUUAUUUUUUAUUUAUUUAUUCAUUUCCAUUUUGUACUACAAAGUCAACAAGGUCCAGUAAAUUUGAUACUUUGCUAAAUUACGCCAUGUUCCGGGUUUCAAAUUCACAACCCGCAAAAAUUGCUGCUCUUAUAUCUUCUAAGCCGUAUACUUAUAAGUUCUUAAAUCACUUGAGGUUUCCUCUUACGGUACAAGAGUUUGAGUAGAGAAUGCAUUGCAACUUCCAUGGCAAAGAAAAUCUUUCGUUUUGUGUUUGUGAAAACCGGAACAGGUCUGUAUUGAUUCUGAUUCUUGCGACUCUUAAGGUUUGACAAUUUUAAACUUCAUUAUGCAAAAACUUUACUGAGCGUAUGUGCUUUUCUAAUUUCUAUGAAUUUUACCGCUCUUGCAAAUUUUCGAUGCCUAAAGCAGAAUCGAAAGGUUUUAAAUCAAAUUAACGCAGUUAAUGUUUUUAAAUAUUUUUUCUUUCUACUAAAAAAAGGCCCAGUAUCUAUUAUUUUGUACCAUAAAUAUAUGGUUGUGUAACUAUAACUAAAGUGGGUGAGAUAUUAAUGAAAUUUAUUUUCCUUUCUUUCUUUCAUUUCAUGCAAUGCGAAAC
Messenger RNA from Stomoxys calcitrans (stable fly), 1376 nucleotides. RefSeq lists its product as uncharacterized. The transcript is spliced from 2 exons. The coding region runs from base 45 to 497 and encodes 150 amino acids. The record is from RefSeq and is a predicted model, not a curated record. Gene Ontology annotation, cellular component: tRNA-splicing ligase complex. Gene Ontology annotation, biological process: embryonic morphogenesis. Lineage: Eukaryota; Metazoa; Arthropoda; Insecta; Diptera; Muscidae.